AUGUCGUUAGCACAAUGCACCGCCCUCCGCAGCGUGUUGCGAAAUAAACGACUCCCUACACUCUCUACCAAACGCUGUUUCGGCACUCACACGACCAUUACCCACAUAGAAUCACUCUCCAUCCUACGCAACAGCCGCAGACGCACUCGCCAGCUAGUGAUACAAACGCCCAAUUGCAAAUUCACUCAGAGUUCCACUUUACUAAAGAAGAAAGCUCCAAAAGAAAACUCCAGUUCGAAGGAUAAUGAUAAAGGCGCUGCGGCUACGGCUGGUGCUGGGGAGGACCCGUUCGACUUCACCCAGCUACAUGAUAGCAUCAAAGAUGCCGUGACGAAGCUGAAAGAUGACCUUGCGAAGCUAAGAGGAGGUGGAAGAGUUACCCCCGAAGCCAUUGAGAACCUACGAGUGGUGUUGCAUACGGUACCUGGUUCUGAUGCUGGAAAAGGGAAGAAGGGCGCGAGCUCCCCGAACAAGGAGACGGUGAGAUUAGGAGAAGUCGCGUCAGUUAUUCCAAAGGGCGGCAGGUCGGUGUCUAUACUAGUUGGGGAGGAACACGAUGUCAAACCGGUGAUGUCUGCCAUUAAAGCAUCUGAUUUAUCACUUAAUCCGCAAGCAGACCCUAACAACCCACUACAAUUGAACGUCCCCAUCCCGCCUCCUACGAAGGAAUCCCGAGACCAGACAGUUAAAGAUGCUAAGGUGGCUAUGGAGAAAGCAUCUAAUGCUGUACGGAAUGGACGUGCCGCCUUGAAUAAGAAACUGAAAGGCAAAGAGGUGAAGAAGAAUAGGCCAGAUGAGGUACGAAAGGCCGUUGACCAGAUGGAGAAGAUUGCCGAGAAGGGCCAGAAGGAAGUGAAGGACAUCUUUGACGCCGCGAGAAAGGCACUGGAGGCCUGA
Messenger RNA from Arthroderma uncinatum, 897 nucleotides. RefSeq lists its product as uncharacterized. The transcript is spliced from 2 exons. Gene Ontology annotation, molecular function: ribosomal large subunit binding. Bases 1 to 897 code for a protein of 298 amino acids. Gene Ontology annotation, cellular component: mitochondrion. NCBI's taxonomy places the organism in Eukaryota, Fungi, Ascomycota, Eurotiomycetes, Onygenales, Arthrodermataceae. The record is from RefSeq and is a predicted model, not a curated record. Gene Ontology annotation, biological process: translation.